Hypoxylon fragiforme is the source of this 486-nucleotide messenger RNA. RefSeq names its product D-Tyr tRNAtyr deacylase-like domain-containing protein. Gene Ontology annotation, molecular function: D-tyrosyl-tRNA(Tyr) deacylase activity. Lineage: Eukaryota; Fungi; Ascomycota; Sordariomycetes; Xylariales; Hypoxylaceae. Bases 1 to 486 code for a protein of 161 amino acids. The transcript is spliced from 5 exons. Gene Ontology annotation, biological process: tRNA metabolic process. The record is from RefSeq and is a predicted model, not a curated record. Gene Ontology annotation, cellular component: cytoplasm.
AUGAAAGUUAUCCUGCAGCGUGUCCUGUCAGCUUCCGUGACCGUGGGAAAGGAGGUGGUGUCGUCCAUCGGCAAAGGGGUCCUGGUGUUUGCCGCCGUAGCUCCUGGUGACACGGAAAAGGAAGCAGACUCCCUCGCAGCCAAAGUACUGAAGAUGAAGCUGUGGGAUGAUGAUGCCGGAGGAAGAUGGAAGAAAAGCGUAUUAGAUAUCGGUGGUGAGGUCCUGUGCGUUUCUCAAUUUACCCUACUUGCCUCUACAAAGAAGGGAAACAAGCCGGAUUUCCAUGGAGCAAUGGGCGGGAACGAGGCCAAACGGCUGUAUGACUACUUCUUUACCAAGGUCCAGCAAGGCUACGUGGUCGACAAGGUAAAGAACGGAGUGUUCCAAGCCAUGAUGGAAGUCGCCUUAGUGAACGAUGGCCCUGUCACGUUGGAGAUGUCAGCUGGUCAAAAACCUAUGCCUACACCAGAAAAGCCAAGUGAAUAA